AAGUUGUGUUCUUGAGUUGUGGGUAAUCGAGUUCUUUUUUUUUUUUGUUAGAAGGAGAAGAUGAAGACGAAUUUUCACAUAGAAGCGUUCAAGAACCGAGUAAGCAUUGAUCCAAAAUAUUUUGACAAGACAUGGAGCGUUCUGGAACACGCAAUUCAUGAAAUAUAUAACCAGAAUGAUCGUCAUCUCAGCUUUGAAGAGCUUUACAGAAAUGCAUACAAUAUGGUUCUUCUCAACUUUGGUGAGAGGCUAUACUCAGGACUGGUUGCCACCAUGACUGCUCAUCUAAAAGAGAUAGCUAGAUCUAUUGAAGCCACUCAAGAGGGUUCCUUUCUGGAAGAAAUGAACAGAAAAUGGAAUUCUCACAAUAAGGAAUUACAAUUGAUUGAAGACAUUCUGAUGUACAUGGAUAGGACUUACGUCCCAAAAAACGGGAAAAUCUCUGUUCACGAACUUGGCCUUAAACUGUGGAGAGAAAAUGUUAUAUGUUCAAACCAGAUAAGGACCCGACUGUUAAAUACACUUUUGGAAAUGGUGUGCAGUGAACGUGCAGGUGAAGUUAUUAACAGAGGACUGUUUAGAAAUAUAACAAAGAUGCUAAUGGAUUUAGGUCCUUCUGUUGUUUAUGGGGAAGAAUUUGAGACUCAUUUUCUUCAAGUUUCAGCUGAGUUCUACCAGUUAGAAUCCCAGAAGUUUAUUGAGUGUUGUGCUUGUGGGGAUUAUCUGAAGAAAGCUGAGAGUUGUCUGAAAGAGGAAAUGGAUAGAGUGAGCCAUUACUUGGAUCCCAGUACUGAAAAGAAGAUUACUGAUGUGGUGGCUAAGGAGAUGAUUGAAAAUCACAUGCUUACAUUAAUACAUAUGGAGAAUUCAGGGUUAGUAAGCAUGCUUUGUGAGGAUAAAUACGAAGAUUUGGGUCGAAUGUAUAACUUGUUCUGCCGUGUUACUGAUGGUCUAGCAAAAAUACUUGAAGUGAUGACUUCACACAUUAGAGAGUCGGGUAAAAAGCUUGUCACGGAUCCUGAAAGGUUGAAGGAUCCUGUUGAAUUUGUGCAGAGGCUCUUAGAUGAGAAACAUAAGUAUGACAAGAUUAUAAAUUUUGCAUUUAACGACGAUAAGUUGUUCCAAAAUGCUUUCAAAUCCUCCUUUGAAUACUUCAUUAACUUGAAUCCCCGUUCUCCAGAGUUCAUUUCACUCUUUGUAGAUGAUAAGCUUCGGAAAGGUCUGGAGGGAGUUAGAGAGGAUGAUGCGGAGAUUGCUCUUGACAAGGCGAUGAUGCUAUUCCGGUACUUGCGAGAAAAAGACAUGUUUGAGAAGUAUUACAAUCUGCAUAUGGCAAAGCGGCUUUUGUCGGGAAAAACAGUUUCUGAUGAUGCAGAAAGAAGUCUCAUAGUCAGGCUCAAGACCGAAUGCGGUUAUCAAUUCACCUCUAAAUUAGAGGGCAUGCUUACCGACAUGAAAACCUCUCUAGAAACAAUGCAGGGCUUUUAUGCCAGCCACCCUGAGUUAAGUGACAGUCCUACACUUACCGUGCAGGUUUUGACCUCAGGGUUUUGGCCUACUCAAUCUACUGUUAUAUGUAAUCUGCCAGCUGAAUUAUCUGCACUUUGUAAGAAGUUUCGGUCCUAUUACCUCGACACACAUACUGACGGGAGAUUGUCCUGGCAAACUCAUAUGGGCACAGCAGACAUUAAAGCCACCUUUGGUAAAGUUCGCAAACAUGAGUUAAAUGUCUCCACUUACCAAAUGUGUGUCCUCAUGCUGUUCAAUACUGCUGAUAGACUAGGCUACAAGGAAAUUGAGCAAGCAACUGAGAUUCCGGCUUCGGAUCUGAAGAGGUGUCUGCAAUCAUUGGCUUUGGUUAAGGGAAGAAAUGUGCUUAGGAAGGAGCCCAUGAGUAAAGAUGUAGAUGAGGAUGAUGCUUUCUUUGUAAAUGACAAGUUCAAUAGCAAUCUAUACAGGGUAAAAAUAGGAACUGUAGUUGCACAAAAUGAAUCAGAACCUGAGAAACUGGAGACUCGUCGGCAACAAGUGGAGGAGGAGGGCCGAAGGUCCCAGAUUGAGGCUGUCAUAGUGAGGAUAAUGAAAUCAAGAAAGAAACUUGAUCACAGCAAUCUCAUGGCUGAGGUCACAGAGCAGUUCCAUGCAAAUCCCACAGAGGUAAAGAAACGGAUUGAGUCUCUUGUUGACCGGGAUUUUAUGGAACGAGAUGAUAAUGACAGACAGUUAUAUCGAUAUCUUGCCUAGAAAGAAUUGUCAAGUUUGUUUCUUUCAGUGAAAUUAGAAUGAUACAAAAAUUGUGCCUUUUACAGUUUCAUUGAUUCUUAAUGCAUAUAUGUUUGUUCUUCCA
Molecule: messenger RNA, 2347 nt
Organism: Glycine soja
Lineage: Eukaryota; Viridiplantae; Streptophyta; Magnoliopsida; Fabales; Fabaceae
Product: cullin-3A-like
Exons: 2
Coding region: 61-2244 (727 amino acids)
Biological process (GO): ubiquitin-dependent protein catabolic process; protein ubiquitination
Cellular component (GO): cullin-RING ubiquitin ligase complex
Molecular function (GO): ubiquitin protein ligase binding
Source: RefSeq, a predicted model, not a curated record